Symbiodinium sp. CCMP2592 is the source of this 1887-nucleotide messenger RNA. The record is from the annotation of a GenBank genome assembly. NCBI's taxonomy places the organism in Eukaryota, Dinophyceae, Suessiales, Symbiodiniaceae.
AUGGAUUCAGUGCCGGAGCUUACUGUGGAGCUCAAGAGAUUGGCUGCCGGCCUCCUUGCGGUCGAAUCGAGCAAUGAGCGGCUUGAGUUCGCCCGCAUCAGGGAUGUUUCUGGCGCCGGACUCCUUGCUGGAAAGAGCUUGCCGAAUCUGGCGACAAUCGGCAAGCGCAUUGCUAUCCAGAUGGAAGGCGAUCGGUGGUCGCAAGUGAAGCUCCCGGCAGGAUCAUCAGAAACGGUUGUGGCAGCUGGAAUGUUCAUGCACGGCAUGAACGACUUACGGCUGCUCAAUACAGAGCGGUCCGUGCACAUGGAGUCACCAGUGCGGUGCCUGACCGUGCAGGACGCUGCGGACUACGGGAUAUCCUUUGGCACCCGCCAGAACCCCUUCCUGCAGCGCUGCGGCAAACGAACAGUAUUGCUUGACCUGAAGAGGGCGAAGUUUUGCCCGGAUGGGGUUCCUAGCGACCUUCUCCUGGGCCGGGGUGGAGAUCGGCGAGCUUCAGAAAUCAAAGGAUCUUUCUGCGGGGACGGCCUCGCCGAAGCAGAGCUUCCCGGACAGAUCUGCGUGAAAGAGCUGACCGUCGAUGUCCGAUGGCGCAUGGACAAGCUGAGAUCCUUUGUGGCGCAGGCCAUGGUUAUUCACGUGGACUUUUCUUCUGACACGCUGCCCUGUGACGACAAGCGGGCUGAGAAUAUUGAGCAGCACGCCGGCCUGUUUCCACAAUCCUCCGGUCCUGGUCCUCGCCUGAGAAGUUCAGCUGCGCAGCAGGAUGUGCUUCUUCCACAGAUGUCGAUCAGCAGCAAAGACUCCUUGGGAGGAGUACUGCGCCAGGACGAAAGUUCGUCGCAUCGGGACCUUAGCUGGACGUGCAUUUGGAACAACCCCCGGCAAAUGGGGAAUCCUUUGGCCGCGUCCGUCCAGCAUCUUUACAUCGUCGUCCUGGACGUGGUGACUGCUCUGUUUCUGGCAGCCAGCUGUGUGCGUUUUUCGAGGAAGUACGGCGGGGUGCGCGUGGCGCACCGCGUUCGCCAGCAUUUGGAGCGAUUGGGGACCGUGCUCAUCGGACCGAACGAUUCGGAGGUGGCCCAGAAGCUGCACCUCGCUUUGUGCCAGCUGCUUGUGAGUCUCUCCAAGAUCCUGGGUGCAGUCUUCUUCUUGCGGCUGCUGGCGAUUCAGUGGUAUCAAUUCAGGCACGAAGCCUAUGACUUACAGUCCUUGGACAUAUCCUACAUGAUCGCUUACCCGGUGUCCUUGCUUUGCGUCCUCUGCCAGAGAGCAGUCAGGCCCUCCACCUUGGAUGCCAUUUAUGCCUCGAACCAGCUUCUUCUGCUUUUGCCGCUGUGGUUGGCGCCCCCGGCCGAUAUUAAGUACGUGGCCGCUAUCACGCUUCUGCCGCGCUUCCUUGCUGGGCUCUCGGCGAAGCGCGUGGCGUUGCCUCUGUUCGGACACUGCCUACAUGCGCUGCUGGCCUUGAAGCGCUUGAACGGCACAGAACCUUUCCAGGCGCCGGCGGAUGUCCUGUCACAGGCGGCGGAGGUCGUCGGCCUCUUCGCAGGAACCCUCUUAGUGCGGAGGCAGCUGCACCAGAGCGUGCAGCUCACCUCUGAUUUAAAGAGUCGGCAGAUCGAGUUAGACACCGUCUCCACACUGCUUUUGGGCUUUUGCGAUUCUGUGGUGGAGCUGGAUGAGGACUUGCGGCUGACCGAAGAUUCUCGGCAGCUCUCGACGACGUUGCUUCCCGAAGAUACCGGGACUAGCCAUGGGCUCGCCGGCAGCGACUUCUUGGAGUUCGUUUGCCAGGAGGACCUGCCCGCUCCUGUAGGGUUUGAAUCAGUUAGGGGUUUAGGGUUUAAAACAGUUUUGGUUUUAUUAGGUUUCAGGGGGUAG